AUAAACACUCUUGACUCAUCCCAGCAACGGGGAGCACACACACAAGCCUUCAGACACGCCAGAGAUCCUCAGGCUUGCAAAACACCCCGUAUAGAGUUACAUUUUGGCAAGUCAUUUUCAUUAGAAGCUCAGCUUUGGCGAGUCCUUUUAAUCAACAGCACAUCUGUCAGGGACUCGGUGCAAAACUCCUCCGCUGCACACAUGGAAGAAAUUCUCGCUCAUUUUCCAUGUUUCCUUCCCCGAUUUUUGCCAACCUCUGAAAUUACAGAAGGAGAAAGCAUGGCAACCCUGACACUCGGCCCAGCUGACGGGGCUGGACAGCAGGACACCGAGCGGUAGCUCCACGGGCAGCGCGGAGGCGCUGCUGAUGCUGGUUAUUCUAUCCCGGCACGACCUGGCCCGCGGGCCGCUGGCAGCAGAGGGGUCCCCCGGGGCUCCGCUCCCUGAAGGGCCGGGCGGGAGCCGCGCUGUCCCCUCACGGAGCUCCCAGCCCCGCGCUGUCCCCUCACAGAGCUCCCGCCGGGCCCCGCGCUGUCCCCUCACGGAGCUCCCGCCCGGCCCCGCGCCUGCGCAGUGCGCGCGGCGCCAUCCGGGUCCCGACGCGGCCAUGGCGACAGUGGCGGAGCUCAAAGCAGUUUUAAAGGACACACUGGAAAAAAGAGGAGCUCUUGCCCAAAUCAAAGCGAGGAUCAGAGCUGAAGUGUUCAAUGCCCUGGAUGACCAGAGCGAGCCGCGGCCGACGCUGUCCCGGGAGAACCUCCUGCUCAAUGAGCUCAUUCGGGAAUACCUGGAGUACAACAAGUAUAAAUACACAGCAUCUGUUCUGACGGCAGAAUCCGGCCAGCCUGAAGUGCCCUUGGAUAGAGAGUUUCUUGCCAAAGAGCUGAAUAUAGUUGAAGAUGGAAGUGGAAAAUCAGUCAGACCUCUCCUGUAUGGAAUUCUCUCUCAUUUCUUACAUGGUGGUAAAGAAGAAAGUACCCAGAACAUCCAUCCAAAAGUGUCUUUGCUGAAUUAUCCAAAGCAGAACCUUGGCAAACCAGCUGCAGAGAGAAAUCAAAAAGACAGAAUUCCAGAACCAGGAAGGAUGGCUGGCAUGAGCAUCAAAGAGCCUUUUAUUUUACAAAGUAUAAAGAGAUGAUGUCUUUCAUUUUCUAAUUUCUCAUUUCAAGGUCUGUCAGAUUUAAUUUAGGACAUUCUUCAUUGCAUAAAUUUCUCCAAUAAAUCCAGUGGGACCAUUUUAGCUGGUAACAUCUACUCAUGAGACAGGAUGACAAGGUCAUACUUACUGUCAAUUUUAAAAAUGUUAGCAAAGCUCUCUUUCCUUAGAUAGAAGGAAAACUGUAUAAGGACUCAUUAAUUAGUGCAUCCUGUGUCUAGAAUUGUACCUGAAUAUACUGAGUUUAUCCAAUAAAUUUUUAUAUAAUAACUUACAAUUUUUACACUUAUAUAUUUGUGUGGUUUUCCUGUGUUUCUGAAUAAAAUUUUUCAAUUUUA
Molecule: messenger RNA, 1494 nt
Organism: Vidua macroura (Pin-tailed whydah)
Lineage: Eukaryota; Metazoa; Chordata; Aves; Passeriformes; Viduidae
Gene: CEP20
Product: centrosomal protein 20
Exons: 5
Coding region: 368-1138 (256 amino acids)
Biological process (GO): cilium assembly; microtubule anchoring
Cellular component (GO): motile cilium; ciliary basal body; centrosome
Molecular function (GO): protein binding
Source: RefSeq, a predicted model, not a curated record